Molecule: messenger RNA, 898 nt
Organism: Pyrus x bretschneideri (Chinese white pear)
Lineage: Eukaryota; Viridiplantae; Streptophyta; Magnoliopsida; Rosales; Rosaceae
Exons: 2
Coding region: 508-894 (128 amino acids)
Source: RefSeq, a predicted model, not a curated record
UCCUAUUACCACAUUCUCUAUCACUCUUUUCCUGUCUCCUUCUAGUUCAAAAAUAAAAAUAAAACACAUACUUUGUAUGUGUCCAUAUGCUAGUAUUAUUUAACUAAAGUUACUAAUUUAUCGAAUAUUAAAAGAAAGAAAAAAUUGAAAGUUUGAAAGUUAGCACUCGAAAGCGGGAAUGACAAGCUCCUGGGCUGGCAUGGAAACACCGCAAACAUUAAAAACGAAAAAUAAAAUUAAAAAGUUGUCGUAUUUACUUUGGAAAUGGCGGAGUGGAAAAGCAGCAAAAAGCCAGAGUCUAAACGACAGCCACUAUCGCCUCCUUCAAGACCUCCUUCCUCCUCCUCCACCCAAUCCUUCUUCCUCACCCGCCGGUACUAUUAACCCUAAUAAACACUUCACUCUCUUCCCUCUUUAAUUUUUCUUUAUUUAUUUUUCGUUAGAGGGUAAAUCAGCAGAGGAAGAUAAAGUGGAAAUGGAGGAGGUGAAGCCACCGAUCGAAGGCCAAUGGUUCACAACCUUCCUCAUUUCUCACUCGCUGAUGUUGAUUCUUCUCCUGAAGAGGAAAAACCUUUAAAGGUUAAGAUUGAAGGUAGACGCCGUCUCUGUAAAGUUUCUUAUGGAGCCGACAGUGAUCAUGCUGACAAACAACCAGUGCUUGAUGAGCCCAACGUUUUUGGCAUUGCUGGUUAUGAAUCACCGACAGUGCCGAAAAGAAAUCCAAGUAGGACUAGUGCCAAUGCUGGCGGGAAUGAGAUUAGGGAUAUUCUUGAUGACUUGAGCUCGAGGCUUGAGAUUCUGUCAAUUGAGAGGAGGGGUGCCAGAAAAGCGGACAUGGUUGAAGGUUCUAAUGUGUUUAUAUACUAUGAUCUGAUGAUAUUCUUUUUAACUUGAAAGU